GUCCUUGUUAAACCCUUCACCUCUUUCUCUCUCUCUAAAGCAAAUCUUCUUCUGUUCAAAACCUUAGCUAGUAUGUUAAGUGUGAUGCCUAAACAGAACACUAACCUCUCUUUGUAACUCAAUUUCUUCUCCAAUGUCGUCUCUUUCCUUUGCUCACUUUCUUCCACUUCCCAGGUGUAACUUGACUUGGUCUUAUUGCUAUGCUUCUAUGAACGUAGUUCAACUUGGGGGUCUCAAAAUUCAGUGUAAAUCUGGUCAUGUUGCAAUGGCUAGGAAGAAAGCUUCACUAGGAUCUGUUGAAGAAGAAUCUAGUGAAAAUGAACCUGUGGUGGAAAAGAAAGCAACUAAAGCAUCUAAACCUAAGAAGGUGUCGGCAAAGACUAAGAAAAAAUCAAUAGAUGAGUCUCCUGAAGGGGCAAUUGAUUUGUUGGUAAAUGUAGAUAGUGCGUCUAUUGUAGAAGGCUCAUCUCCCUCUGGGGAUGGUUCUGAGAAGAAAACACGAAAGACUCGGAAAAAAGAUGCAUCUAGUUCUGCUGUUUUGGAAGAAGAGAAAGAAGUUAAGGAAGUGAAAAAAGUUACAAGGCGAAGGAAACCUAAAGAGGAGAAUAUAAUUUUAGAGGAUAAAGGUGGUGGUGAAGCCGAAAUCAGUGACAUAGACGAGCCUUCCUUUAUUGAAAAUGUGGAGGAUGAGAUUGACGAUGGUUUGGAUCUGGAAAAAUAUGAUGGAGAGGACAUAAGUGAUACCUACGGUUGGCCUCCUCUUGUUUGUUGCUUUGGAGCUGCACAACAUGCUUUUGUGCCUUCAGGUAGGCCUGCCAAUAGGCUUAUAGAUCAUGAACUCCACGAAAGAAUGAAGGAUGCCCUCUGGAGCCCUGAGAAAUUUGUUAGGGCUCCCGGAGGUUGUGCCGGUAGUGUUGCCAUUGCUCUUGCUAGUUUGGGUGGCAAGGUUGCUUUUAUGGGAAAACUUGCAGAUGAUGAAUAUGGUCAAGCGAUGCUGUAUUAUAUGAACGCAAAUAAUGUUCAAACCCGAUCGGUCAGCAUUGAUAGUAAAAGGGCAACAGGUGUGUCACUGAUGAAGAUUGGUAAAAGGAAACUUAAGCUAAGUUGUGUAAAACCCUGUGCUGAAGAUUGUUUGACAAAGUCAGAGAUAAAUAUUGACGUGUUGAAAGAGGCAAAAAUGUUCUAUUUCAACACACAUUCCCUCCUUGAUCGUCACAUGAGAUCCACGACAUUGCGAGCUAUCAAGAUUGCAAAGCAUUUUGGAGCAGUUGUUUUCUACGAUGUAAACCUUCCUAUGCCACUAUGGCACUCUCAGGAAGAAACUAAGACGUUCAUUCAGCAAGUGUGGAAUCUUGCAGACAUCAUUGAAGUCACUAAGCAAGAACUAGAGUUCCUAUGCGGGAUAACACCAUCUGAAGAAUUUGACACCAAAAACAAUGCCAGGUCAAAGUUUGUCCAUUACGAACCCGAAGUAGUUGCACCACUAUGGCACGAAAAUCUUAAGGUUUUGUUUGUGACUAAUGGAACUUCCAAGAUACAUUACUACACCACAGAGCUCGAUGGUGCUGUUAGCGGUAUGGAGGAUGCCCCAAUUACCCCUUUCACUCGUGACAUGUCAGCAUCUGGAGACGGCAUUGUUGCAGCUCUCAUGCGAAUGUUGACGGUUCAACCUGAUUUGAUAACUGAUAAAGGAUACCUACAGCAUAGCAUCCAGUAUGCAAUUGAUUGUGGUGUAAUAGAUCAAUGGAUACUUGGUCGAGUACGUGGCUUUCCUCCGCAGGAAGAUACAGAGGACAUUACUCCUGACCCUUAUGGCAUAAAAUCGAUUACAGAAACAGAGUAUCGGACAUUAUUAGAGCCAGUUAGUUGAACCAGGUGGUACACCGAGUAACACAUCAGUUUUGUAACUUACAUUUCUCACAUUGUAUAGAAGAAAACUGUGUUUCAGUUAUUGAUUUGCUUUUUUAUGUGUUUUCAAUUGAUAGAGGUUAUAUUGCCUUAGACUUAGUACUUAGGUUUUUGUAUCUCACUUUUGGUUGUAGGAAUUUGUUAUACGCAUUUUAUCCCUUGAAAUUUCAAUUGUUAUGAUUUACGGA
Molecule: messenger RNA, 2096 nt
Organism: Medicago truncatula (barrel medic)
Lineage: Eukaryota; Viridiplantae; Streptophyta; Magnoliopsida; Fabales; Fabaceae
Product: fructokinase-like 2, chloroplastic
Exons: 5
Coding region: 134-1870 (578 amino acids)
Biological process (GO): etioplast organization; chloroplast organization; plastid transcription
Cellular component (GO): chloroplast nucleoid
Source: RefSeq, a predicted model, not a curated record